This is a messenger RNA of Lathyrus oleraceus (garden pea), 441 nucleotides long. RefSeq lists its product as uncharacterized. Bases 1 to 441 code for a protein of 146 amino acids. The record is from RefSeq and is a predicted model, not a curated record. NCBI's taxonomy places the organism in Eukaryota, Viridiplantae, Streptophyta, Magnoliopsida, Fabales, Fabaceae. The transcript has a single exon.
AUGAUGAAAACGUCACAGAGUCGUCAAGAAAGUUACCAUGACAAUAGCAGGAAAGAACUUGAGUUCCAGGAGGGAGAUCACGUGUUUUUUAGAGUUACACUGGUAACUGGUGUUGGUCGAGCUUUGAAGUCUCAAAAGCUCAGGUCGAGUUUUAUUGGUCCGUACCAGAUUUUACAGAGGAUAAGAGAGGUGGCCUAUCGGAUUGCUUUACCGCCACCGCUUGCGAAUUUUCAUGAUGUGUUUCAUGUGUCUCAGUUGAGGAGAUACAUUUUGGAUCCAUCUCAUGUGAUUCAGGUGGAUAAUGUGCAGGUGAGAGAUAACUUGACUAUUAAGGUAUCACCUAUGCGGAUAGAGGAUCGAGAAGUGAAGCAGAUUCAUGGUAAAGAGAUUGCCUUAGUGAAGGUAGUUAAGGGUGGACCAGCUGGUGGGAGCAUGACUUAG